Fundulus heteroclitus (mummichog) is the source of this 912-nucleotide messenger RNA. RefSeq names its product kinetochore scaffold 1-like. The record is from RefSeq and is a predicted model, not a curated record. The transcript is spliced from 8 exons. NCBI's taxonomy places the organism in Eukaryota, Metazoa, Chordata, Actinopteri, Cyprinodontiformes, Fundulidae. Gene Ontology annotation, biological process: attachment of spindle microtubules to kinetochore; protein localization to kinetochore. Gene Ontology annotation, cellular component: nucleus. The coding region runs from base 58 to 819 and encodes 253 amino acids.
UACUUUGGUUUUUUUAAACUUAUUUUAACUAAAUAAUGACGUUUUGUGUUUAUAGAAAUGUCAAAGGUUACAGAAGCAUUGGCUGACCGUGAGAGACAAAUAUGUGAACUGGAUUUGGAGAAAAAGAAGAAUUCAAGUGAUGCAGUAAGACUGAGCGCAGAAGCGAGGGACCUGCAGAGCCACCUUGACACGCUCUAUAUGUUGACUGAAUGGAGGCUUGAAGAGCAGGACAACUCUUCAGUCUUCUCAUUCCUCAAUGGGACCUUCUUCCUGCUGUUGGAGUAUGAAAAGACCAGUGGAAAUGACGGCGACAGCAAACCUGAGAAGAGAUUGACAAACAUCGGCUUCGAAUUUAAUCUCAACGAGGAAAUGUCCCACUGCUAUGCUCGCCUUGUCCAUAAUCUGGUCUCCCAGUACAUUCAGGGGGAGUCCGGCUGGUUGGAGAAAUACCCCACCAGUGGAGACGUUCCACAGCUUCUCCAUGACGUCAGCCUGGUGGUGAGCCGCUGCCGCCUGCUGGGGGAGGAGGUGCGUCUGCUGAAGACGUGGGGAAGUCUUCGCUUCGACAUCCUCGACAUGAGCUGCUCAGGGACCCACGUGCACGUGGUGUUCAGCAGCCUCAAGGCGUCUUCCAAGUUUGAGGUGGUCUUUGCUGCCCAGUUGAUCAACAAGCUCUGCGUCUUCCACGUGCAAAGCUUUAAAAACGUCUUUGGAAACACAACGAUCCAACAAAUCGAAGAAAUUGUGGCUUCGCUGAGUCCAGGAAGGGACCUGUUUACGCGGAUCAUCAAGAAGCUUCAUGCAACGCUACUUUCUUAGCAGCAUUACGUCCAAGAUCACAUCUACGCCCUAAUUAUUUGUAAUCAAACAUUGUACUUAUUGAUAAUAAAAGCUUAAAUAUUUUCUCAAGCA